AUGGAAUCCAAGCAAGAGGAUUGCAUCGCAAAGUUCCAGGGUCACUUUGCGUAUGAAGCAUGGAAUCAGGCAUUAGCGUGGACACCCGAUGGCAAACAGCUUCUUUCGGCUGGUACUCAUGUUGUCCACCAUAAGGAUCUGGGAUUCGUCGACCUGGAAGCAGAUAUCGCCGCCGAUGACAAUGACUACAAGUCUCAUGCGAAUCGUUCGUUUGUCAAGGCAAGAAAUUCAGACUGGGACCACGCACUUGAUGACGCGCUCAAAAGCAUCAGUAUCAAGCCAUCCUUGAUGGGCUGUAUAUCCAAGGGCAUCGCCCACUGUGGAAAAAAACAGUUCCGGGACGCGAUGAAAGCAUUUGACAUCGCGUUCAUGCACGUGGAUGCAGACUUGAAUAAAACUCGUCUUCUACUCUUGAUUAAGGCCAUCGCCCUUUUCAAUGCAAAUCAACAUGACGAGGCGAUUCUGCGCGUCCAAGAGCUAGCUACCACUCGUCCUAAUCCAAAUUCUCUUGCCUGUGGUGUCGUGGAAGCUUAUCUACACGUCCAACUGGGAAAGAAUGCAUCACAUGACGCACGUCACAACGAGGCGGCUGGCCACUUCACUGCUGCUGUCAACACUAUUGAUUUCUCGUCUGUGUCGGCCAUCCACUCUAGAUACGAUGUCUUCGUGGUGUUAUUUGGGUGGGAUCUGCGGUCUUUGUGGCGAAAUGCACAUCAGAAUUGGUGCGAUGCGCUCCUUCGGGCAGGUAGACUUCCAGAAGCCAUCAAAGCAUACCGAUACAUGAUGGAUAGGGCUGAUGAGGCUACAAAAGCACGCUGCCUUGAUUGGUCCACUGGCGAGUCUUCUCGAUAUUGCAAUGUUGUCUAUGCUGCUGAUGGAGUGACUGACCUCGCUGUGGGCGGAGAUGAAGCCCUCGCUGCGGGUAAUUACGACAAGGCUAUCGAGCUUUACUCCGCAGCGAUCGAUCUCGACUUUGCAACCCAUACCACCUUUGCAAACCGCAGUAAAGCGAGGUCGGGAAAAAUGCUAUGGAACGAUGCACUCCUCGAUGCGGAAAAGGUCAUUGAACUCGACCCUUCAUCUUACUUUGGAUAUCAGUUGAAGCAUGCGGUGCUUCAUGGCGCACAUAGAUAUGAUGAAGCCAUCGAGGCGCUCUCAACCAUGCUCUCCAAGUUGGAAAGUGCUCCCGAUACAGAAACAAGAAUCCAUCCGAAGCAGAACAUGCUAUUGAAGACAGCAUUAAGGUCAGCUCGACAACACCCCGCACCGUCUAAUCAACACCUCCACUGGGCGCUUAUGCAACCGCGAGGCACAGAUCAAUGCCUUCAGAACAAGCACAGUGUACAAAGAACUUUUGUCAUCCACCACGAAACAUCCGGACUUUCAAAUGGAGCGCAUCAAGAUGUGGUGUCGACGUACUUCCGUUAUGUCAUGCUAUCGCAUAGGUGGGAAGUGACGGAGCCAUCACUGCAUGACAUCCAGAACAAGGUGGUGUACGACUUGGAUCCAAUCGGUGGCAUCGCAAAGUUGCAGUCAUUCUGUAGAACUGCUCGUGAUAAAGGGUAUUGUUGGGCAUGGAUUGAUACCUGUUGCAUCGACCAGACUAACAACGUCGAGGUCCAACAAUCGGUCAACUCCAUGUUUCUGGUAUCGCCACUCAGCACUACCAUCAUCUACCUGUCGGAUGUUCCACUUCGUCGCAGUCUGGCACUCGCAGCAGCGCUUGGAAUACGCGAGGAUGGACAGUUCAAGAAUUCUGGCUUCAAUGUUUGUACUCUUUUACCAGAAGGAUUGGUCGUUGAGAUGGGAGAUGUGACGGGAAUAGAUGCACGAACCCUUGUUGCCUUCCGUCCGGGGAUGAGAAACGCCCGGGAGAAACUCCAAUGGGUGUCAGCGCGUGUUACCACGUGGCCGGAAGAUAUUGCAUACUCAUUGUUUGGUAUCUUCGGCGUCAACCUACCUGUCAUUUAUGGCGAGAAGAAGCAAAAGGCGCUCGGGAGGCUCUUGCAGGAGGUCAUAGCUCAGUCGGGCGACAUCAGUGCCCUGGACUGGGUGGGGAAUCAUCUGAAUUCAAUAGCUGUCUACCAGCCGACAUUACUUCAUACAAAGCACCACCACUUCGGUCUCUUUACUGCGAAACACCGAGGCUAUGGAAUCAGCUUCAAAGCUUUAUACCCUUCUCGAUCAGAUGAACGCUCCUCGUUUCGCGAACUGCAGACUGCAUCUGCCUUGCAUAGCAUUUCGUGUCACGGCAGUGAAACGGAGUCAUACUCAGACCAAGAUUCACACAGCACGUAUCAGGUCAAGGCAGACGGUCUUCACGACCUGUCAAUCACCACGGAGGACAAACUUAUUCCAUCUUCGUGGACAUUUUCCACACGGCAGACGUUCUUACUCGUCCGUCCAUGGGAUCGUGAUCUCCUCGAGCUGCCUGAUUUUGCGGAGCUGUUAGGCUUGGCAGCUAGGCUGCCUGACAUUGGAGACGACACGCAGAGCGAGGAAUCCUAUUGGUCUGCGCCUGGGUCUCCAUUGCAGGAUUCACCUGGCGGGUCCCUUGAAGCAGAGAAGCCGGUUGAUUUGGAAUCGGGCGAGCGAGCGUUGCGAUUGAUCGUUCGCCUUGGACAGCGUUUUAGUGCAUUUUUGCUAGCGCAGCAGCGUGGGGGAGAAUACAGAGAGUCGCAUCAGAUCGUGCCAUCAUUGCACAAGUUGACGACACGGCUUUUGCUCAGGACAUGGUGGACGUCAAGAUACUCGAGAUAUUGUAGCUAG
Molecule: messenger RNA, 2769 nt
Organism: Suillus plorans
Lineage: Eukaryota; Fungi; Basidiomycota; Agaricomycetes; Boletales; Suillaceae
Exons: 11
Coding region: 1-2769 (922 amino acids)
Molecular function (GO): protein binding
Source: RefSeq, a predicted model, not a curated record